Messenger RNA from Prorocentrum cordatum, 522 nucleotides. NCBI's taxonomy places the organism in Eukaryota, Dinophyceae, Prorocentrales, Prorocentraceae. The record is from the annotation of a GenBank genome assembly.
AUGGCGAGGCUGCUGCCAGCGUGCGUCCUGCUCGCAGGCACCUGCGCGGCGCUCCUGUGCCUCACGGCGCUCCGCGCACCCGCACCGCCCGCCUUCCUGUCCACGGCCGCCGCCGGCCGGCGCGAGGCCCUCCAGGCCGCCGCCGCGGCGGCGGCGACGCUCGGCAGCCAGGCCGCGCUUGCGGACUUCCAGGGCGAGCCCGUCACCUGCAUGAAGAGGUAUGGCCCCGCCAUCAUCAAGCUGCAGAGCGCCGUGGACUCCGGGGACAUGAAGGCCGUCCUGGCGAAGGAGAACAAGUUCAAGAUGCUCAACACCUACUGGCGCAACCAGCCGAAGGACUUCGCGGCCCAGACCGAGCUCUCCGAGGAGCUCCUGGAUGCGGCCGCGGACGGGGAGACGGCCAAGGUGAAGACGCUGUACGCCAAGUACAUGGAAAAGUCGGAGCUGAAGUCGUUCGCCAACCUCCCUCCAGCCAGGCAGUACCACAUGACGAACCGCGACGCCUCCAUGGGCUCUCGCUGA